AUGGAAGCUAUGUUUGCAAUUAUAACAAUAUUAUGCUGCUUCACUUCCCCUGCAAUUGCAUGCCCCUUCCCUGAAAGAAAUCUUCUCCUGGAUUUCAAGGCAGCCGUUGUAGAUGAGUAUAACACUCUAACUUCCUGGAACGGAUUCAAUUGCUGCACGUGGAGAGGAGUCAGUUGUAAUCUCCGCACAGGCCAUGUUUCUCGACUGGAUCUGAGUGGAUUCAAUUUGGAAGGUAACAUCAGUUCAUCGCUGUUCCAACUUGCACGUGAAUUUUACGUGAGUUUGGAAAGCUUAUCAAAUCUGAUGAGCUUGGAAUACCUCUCUCUUGCUGAAGUGAACAUCUCUGUAAACAAAGAGUGGGGUGAAGUUGUUGGCAGUCUAUCCAACCUUCAACAACUCAGCAUGUCUGACUGUGGGCUUGGAGGACAAAUUCCCAAUUCCCUUCUCAACCUCACCUCUCUCGUCCAUCUCGAUCUAUCAUACAACUAUUUGUCAGCAUAUAUACCAGCUUGGAUUGAAAAUGUGACUGGGCGCUUGCUCUCUCUUGAUCUCUCUGGGAAUUACAAUCUUGGAGGAGACAAUUCUUUCAUUGGACAACGAAAGUCUUCUUUGUCACUAACCAGCAUUGAUCUUUCACGGACAGCCUUCAAGGGCCGAAUUCCAUCCGCUAUAGGGAAUGCGUUGUCCUUGGAAAGUCUUUAUCUGUCGUAUACCGGAAUUGAAGGUGAGAUUCCAUCUGCUAUAGGGAAUGUGUCGUCCUUGAAGAGUCUUUAUCUGUCUGAUAUCUCUAUUGAAGGUGAGUUUCCUGUCUCCAUACUCAAUCUCUCUAAACUUGUUGAAUUGGACCUGUCCUACAACAUGUUAACUGGGGUAAUCCCACCUUCAGUGGACUCACUUUCUUCCCUUGUUAGUCUUGACCUUAGUGCCAACGAAUUGAAUGGUACGAUUCCAUCUACAAUUUCAAAUCUUGUUAACUUAAGAAGCCUUUUGCUCCACUCCAAUAGUUUAAGCGGCCUCAUUUCCCUUUCCGUAUUCGAUAAUCUCACUAGUCUUGAUAGCCUGUAUCUUUCUUACAAUCAGUUAACUGUAAACAGUGAUUCAACAUGGAUUCCGCAGUUUAAGCUUUCCGUUUUGGCAUUAGGCUCUUGCAAUUUAGAUAGAAUUCCAUCGUUUCUUGUGACCCAAUACGACUUGGAAUAUCUAGACCUAUCUGAUAACAGUAUCCAAACAAAUAUUCCAUCUUGGAUAUGGAACUUACCCAGCCUUUAUAGUUUGAACCUUAGCUGUAAUCAAUUAACUGGGUCAUUUCCAUCUAGACAAACCUUAGCCAUGUAUUUUGACUAUCUAGAUUUGCACAAUAAUAGCUUGGAAGGUUCUCUUCCUCUUCCUCUCUUUGGAGCUUAUCUGCUAGAUCUGUCGAUGAAUCAGUUUAAUGGUUCUAUUCCUAGUCACAUCGGUGCGUAUCUUGAAAAUGCAAGGUUCUUAUCCUUGUCGCGGAAUAACCUCAGCGGAGCGAUUCCAGAUUCUAUUUGCACUCCAUAUUUGGAGGUUCUUGACCUUUCAAAAAAUACGCUGAGCAGUGUCAUUCCUCCUCAUUUAACCAGGAAUUGUUCUUCUCUUAGUGUUCUAGAUUUGGCAGAGAAUCAUCUGGAAGGUAAAUUGCCAGCAGAAUGGGGCAACAUUACAAACAUGCAUACAUUGAAGCUCAAUGGUAAUCAUUUGAGAGGAGUUAUUCCCUCAUCCAUUUCAGAAGGCCGAUCUCUGCAAGUAUUGGAUUUGGGAAAUAAUGAUUUGGAAGGCACCCUUCCCCACUGGAUUGGAAAGCUAUCACAGCUGCAUGUGUUGGUCUUAAGGUCUAAUCAUUUUCAUGGCAGUAUCCCACGCCUGGUAAUUGGCCUUCCGAAUCUUCAAAUUCUGGAUGUUUCUGGCAACCACCUUUCAGGAGCUAUUCCAAGCAACCUUACAAACCUGCUUGCAAUGGUCAAUGCAUCGCAGAAUAAUUCAAACCAUUUGGAAGACGUUAGAUAUACAAAUAAAAUUACAAUUUCCUGGAAAGGCUGGGAUGUUGAAUUUGUGAAAGUUCUCUUUAUUCUUAAAUGUAUUGAUCUUUCAAACAACAGUUUAUCAGGGAGCAUUCCUUUUAAAAUGGGAUCUCUUCAAGGCUUGAUAGCCCUUAACCUUUCAAGGAAUCAUCUCAGUGGCCGAAUCCCAAAAACAUUGGGACACAUGGAUCAGCUAGAGUCUCUGGACCUCUCGCUAAACAGCGUGUGCAACAACUCUUCUGGCUAUGGCAACUGCACAAGUAUUGAGAGAAUUGGUGAAGCAAAGAAUUCAGAUGGUGAAAUGAUAGGAUGGGCAGUCGGACUUGGAUUGAGUUAUGGUUUGGGAUUCUCUGUUGUGAUUGGAGUAUUGACUUUAAAUAAAAGGGUGAGAAAGAGAGCCUUCGAUUUGUAUGAUGUUGUAAUAUUAGCUAUUGAUGGGUGUAUAAGAGGUUAA
Molecule: messenger RNA, 2496 nt
Organism: Cryptomeria japonica (Japanese cedar)
Lineage: Eukaryota; Viridiplantae; Streptophyta; Pinopsida; Cupressales; Cupressaceae
Product: receptor-like protein 7
Exons: 3
Coding region: 1-2496 (831 amino acids)
Molecular function (GO): protein binding
Source: RefSeq, a predicted model, not a curated record